CAAUAAAUAUAGAGAGAGAAAGUGGUAGAAUGCGAUUCGAACAGGUCAAGUAGAGAGAGAGAGAGAGCGUAGAAGUGGAGGGUCGCGUGAUGGUUGAUCCAUCAAUUUAAAGUAUGGAACUGCACAUCAAGGUUGCUCAAGCAGUCCACGUCCUCAAUCACGAUUCUCAAUCCUGCAACCGCGUCGCUGCCAAUCAAUGGCUCGUUCAGUUCCAACAGUCUGAUGCUGCUUGGGAGAUUGCUACUUCCAUCCUCACUUCCCACCACCACCACCCUUUCCUCUCUGACUACGAGGUCGAGUUUUUCGCCGCCCAGAUUCUCAAGCGCAAGAUCCAAAAUGAAUGCCAUAAUUUGCAAGGAGGAGCUAAGGACGCUCUGCUAAACGCUCUUCUAGUAGCUGCCAAGAGAUUCACCCCAGGCCCUCCUCAGCUCCUAACGCAGAUAUGCCUUGCGCUAUCGACACUCAUACUUCACGCCGCAGAGGAUGGGAAGCCCAUCGAGAAGCUCUUCUACAGCCUGCAGAAUUUGCAGAGCCAGGAUAAUGGGAAUGCCGCGGUUUUGGAGAUGCUCACGGUCUUGCCUGAAAUCAUAGAAGAUCAAAAUGGUGAUUUCAGUGUAUCCUCUGCUCGCCGGAAAGAGUAUGGACAAGAGCUUCUUGCGCAAACUCCCACUGUGCUUGAGUUUCUAAUGCAGCAGAUUGGUGAGGGUGUUGGCAGCCAUGACAGGAGCAGAAAGAUAUUACGUUGCUUGCUGAGCUGGGUUCGAGCUGGAUGCUUUUGUGAGAUUCCUCCAGGCUUUUUACCUGCCCAUCCACUUUUUAACUUUGUUUUCAGCUCCUUGCAGGUUGCGUCUUCAUUUGAGCUUGCUGUUGAGGUUCUUGUCGAGCUCGUGAGUCGACAUGAGGGCCUGCCUCAGGUUUUACUAUGCCGGAUUGGAUUUCUCAAGGAAGCACUUCUUUUUCCUGCUCUCAAAAGUGGAGAUAAGAAAGUGAUUGGAGGACUUGCAUCCUUAAUGUCAGAAAUCGGUCAAGCUGCACCCUUUCUAAUUGUGGAAGCAAAUACCGAAGCACUUGAGCUGGGACAUGCUCUAUUGAGUUGUGCAGCAUUUCCAAGUGAAGACUGGGAGAUUGUGGACUCAACCUUGCAAUUUUGGUGUAGCCUUUCUGGGCAUAUAAUUGCUCUCGAAGUAGAAAAUGCUGAAUAUAAGAAGAAGUUGCAGGAACGUUUUAGUCCCAUAUUUUCAGCAUUGGUUGAUGCUCUUCUGUUUCGUGUUCAGGUCAAUGACACAUUUGAUGAAAAUGGGAGAACCAUUGAGCUGCCUAGUGGCCUAGAGCAAUUUAGGAUGAAUUUGGUGGAACUUCUGGUGGACAUUUGUCAGCUCUUAGGACCUGCUUUGUUUAUCCAGAAGAUCUUCCUUCGGGACUGGAUACCUACCAGCAUGCAUAUCUCUUGGAGAGAGGUAGAAGCCAAAUUGUUCGUGCUUAAUGCGGUUUCUGAAGUUGUUCUUAAGGAGGAACAUCCUUUUGAUAUCUCUGUCAUUAUGGACUUGGUGAUGAUUUUGUCCAGCAAGUCAUCAGAGGAUCUAAGAGGAUUUAUGUGCCUUGUAUAUAAAGCUCUUGCUGAUGUUAUUGGUUCUUAUGCUAAGUGGAUCCCUACCUCUCAAACCAACACCAGACCUUUGAUAUUGUUUUUUGCUGCCGGGAUUACUCAACCAUUCUGUUCAAGUGCUUGUGCAUUUGGAUUUCGCAAAUUCUGUGAAGAAGCUGCUGCAGUGAUGCAUGAACCUUCCAAUCUGGAAAUCUUAAUUUGGAUAGGAGAGGGAUUGGAAGAUAGGAAGUUGCCCUUGGAGGAAGAGAAUGAAGUAGUUGGUGCUAUCAGUCUCAUACUCUGCACUGUUUCUGACAAGAUGCUGAUGCACAACAUGUUCGCUAGAUUGCUUUCUCCUUCUUAUGCAACUGUUGGAAAACUUAUCAAUGAAGAUCAUGGGCAUGCUCUGAGACACAAUCCAUCUAUAUAUACCCAUUUAGUUACCACAGCUGGAAGAGGGCUAAACAGGAUCGGCACUGUUUUCAGUUACCUGGCAUCACACCUCUCCGUUGAUCUGGGUCCAGAUGAAUCGAUCUUUGUAUUACUUGAGGCUUUCUGGCCAAUGCUCGAGAAACUCCUUAUAUCUGAUCAUAUUGAGAGUGGAAGCUUGUCUACAGCUGUUUGCAGGGCUCUUACACUAGCAAUUCAGGCAUCAGGCCACAAUUUUGGGCCACUAUUGCCGCAGGUGCUAGAUUCUAUAUCAGCAAAUUUUUUGAAAUUCUCAAGCCAUGAAUGCUACAUGAGAACAGCUUCGGUCAUUGUUGAAGAAUUUGGCUGCAAGGAGGAAUAUGGAUCUCUGUUUAUGAGUACAUUUGAAAGAUUCACUUGUUCACCAUCAGUAAUGGCUCUUACUUCAUCAUAUAUCUGUGAUCAAGAACCAGAUCUGGUUGAGGCAUACACAAAUUUUGCUUCUGUGUAUGUGCGCAGUUGUCCUAAGGAAAUAUUAGCUGCCUCUGGUUCUCUAUUUGAAGUAUCCUUGCCAAAGGCAGGGAUUUCUUGUACAGCUUUGCAUCGUGGUGCAGCUUUAUCAGCAAUGUCGUAUAUGAACUGCUUUCUGGAGAUGAGCAUUGGUGUGUUGGUGGAAGCUGAUGCUUCUAUACCUGGAAGAUCCGUUCAGGACAUGGUGAUGAGGGUGAUAUCCAUAUGUGGGGAGGGCUUGAUAUCGAAUCUGGUGUAUGCUCUUCUUGGCGUGUCGGCAAUGUCAAGGGUUCACAAAUGUGCAACGAUCCUUCAACAACUGGGCGCAAUGUGCAGCUUGAGUGAAAGACGAGAGUGGAAGGGCGUGGUUUGCUGGGAAAUGUUGCAACGUUGGCUUUACUCUGCGCUGCAUACCCUUCCCGGUGAGUAUCUAAAAGCAGGAGAAGUAGAAUGUUUAGUGCCAAACUGGAUGAAGGGAGUGGCGGCUGCAGCAUCGGACCGUCUGGAUAUGGAGAUGAACAGCCACAUGCGAGGCAAAGGUGGAAGACAUCUUAAGCGUUUAUUAAGAGAUUUUGCCAAUAAUCAUCGCAAUUUGACUUCUUAAACCCCUCUCUCUCUCUCUCUCUCUCUCUCUCUCUCUCAUCUCUACAUUAUUUAAUUUUCAUUUUGAAAAGUAGUGAUUUGUUAUUGUAUCACAAUUCACAGCCCCCCGUGUAUUCAUUCAUCACUUGAAAGGGAAAGGAAUAAAAUGGUGGGGAUUUGGUAAUCACAUCCCCAUCAACAAUCUUUCCAUUUUUUUCAA
Salvia splendens (bonfire salvia) is the source of this 3305-nucleotide messenger RNA. RefSeq names its product transportin MOS14. The transcript has 24 exons. The record is from RefSeq and is a predicted model, not a curated record. Bases 114 to 3107 code for a protein of 997 amino acids. Lineage: Eukaryota; Viridiplantae; Streptophyta; Magnoliopsida; Lamiales; Lamiaceae. Gene Ontology annotation, cellular component: cytoplasm. Gene Ontology annotation, biological process: protein import into nucleus.